AUGUCUGCUGGCGUGGACCAAUUUCGAGCCCAGCAAAGUGUGGCAAAUGGGCCCAUGCCACUGAUUGAGACUUUCGACAUGCCCAGUUGUGGUACCUCCCCUGUGAAUGAUGCCAGGUCUUCUCUGGAUAUUCUCAAGCACCUAUGUGAGCAAAGCCAGUGGACAUGGACCGAGGGCAUGCUCAUUCUGGGCUGCCUCCAGUAUGCCGUGGAGCACCAUAUUGAAGCCAUCGCAAACAUGGCAGCUGCAUUCUACUGCUUGGACCGCCAUGAAGAGGCAGAACACCACUGGAUCCGUGCAAUACAGCAGAAGCCCAGCUACCUGGAAGCUGUUGAGCAUCUAGUUGGGCUUCUUUACAAGAAGCGCAGUGAAAAAGCAAUUGACGUUAUAUGCUACGUUCAAAAGGCUCUCGUAGCUGCUAGGCAACCCGUACCAGCAAGCCUCACUUCCCAGGACCACAUCUCCGCGGAUCGCACAUUCGACCCCCAAAUGAUCAAUAUGCAGCCCUCGCGAUACACAUUCGAAUUAUCUCCGGGCGGCUAUGGCUCCAGUGGAUAUAGUUUACCUGGAAGUGAGAAUGGUCGAAUCCUUGCUCUGAUCCACGCGAAAGGCACUAUGCUCUAUGGGCUCAAAGAUGUGGAUGGUGCCGCUCGAGCGUUCGAAGAAGCAGUACUAAUCAGCGUCGGGCGAAAUAGCAAGGGAAUUCGCGAACUGGUGCGCGGUAUUCAGGACUCCCUCUCCCAAGUCGCCCCCCCGACGGCUGCUGCCCAGCCACUGUUGCUUGCCCCUGACAAGGCCCGUCACGCUGCUCGCCUUCUGUUUGGUGGUGAAGGAGAACUUCCUGGGUUACGGUGGGUGAACGACUUUACUCCCAGGAGGGCUGCUGUUCAAACGACAAGUAACUCGCUGCUGUCGUUGGCAAAAAUAUUCCAAGACUCCAUGGCCAGUGGUUCGUCGAGCUCCACACUGGCGCGUCCGUCUUCUGGUGUUGGUGAUAUACUAGCUCUCUACUACCUCUCGUUGUCUCUGCAAGAAAGCCCAUCGACCGCCAACAAUGUGGGUAUCCUGCUCGCAAGCAUACCUCAAACAACCUCAAACCCUGACCGUUCGCCAUCGCACGGCCAAACAAGUAUUCCAGGGAUACUCCCCGGGAGCGGCCUUGCUCUUGCACUGGCGUACUAUAAUUACGGCCUUCGCCUGGAUCCAAAGCACGUUCAUCUGCACACCAAUCUUGGAAGUCUGCUAAAGGAUGUUGGGCAACUUGACCUGGCCAUCCAAAUGUAUGAACGCGCUGUUGCGUGCGAUGGCACUUUUGACAUAGCCUUGACAAAUCUUGCCAAUGCCGUCAAAGACAAAGGUCGCAUAAGUGAAGCUAUUGGUUAUUAUCGUCGAGCUGUUUCCGCCAAUCCUGGGUUUGCUGAAGCUGUAUGCGGCUUAUUCACGGCACUCAAUUCAGUUUGCGACUGGAAAGGUCGCGGUGGGGUGUUCUUAUACCUAGGAAAGUAUGAUAGAUGGCACGUUAACGAUGGUGGCCUAUUGCUUGACGCAGCGACCACGAAAUCUGCAUCAGGCCUGAGCAAACGUGUUGUGGAUAUAGUGCGUCAACAGCUGGACGAUGCCUCGCACUGGGGCCGAGACGUUGUCAACAAGUCCUUGAUUCAACUUUUGACACAGCAUCUUUCUCAUCUCUGCACUGAUUCCUCAUUCGAUCUUGAGAAGAACUUGCAAAACUGGAUGGGUUCCCGGUGGGCAGGUUCGCGACUUGUACGGCUUCUUGAAAGAGCUGCCAAAGUCUUGCUCAGAAAAUGGUAUAUCGACCGCCAUAUCGAAUGCAAAAGAGCAACCUUGAUUUACUCUCGGCCUCGACUUCCGCCAUCCUUGAGUGUACCGUCGGCGCCUACUGUCCUCCCAUUUCAUACAUUUACCUCUCCAUUGACUGCGAAGGAAGUCAGGGUCAUCUCGCAACGAAAUGCAAUGCGCAUAUCGUGCGCAACACUGCGAGCACCGUGGCUUCCUGAGUCCAUUCUUCCUCCACCAGCACCACCAAGCCCCCGUCUUCACGUUGGAUACGUCUCCUCUGAUUUUAACAACCACCCCUUGGCGCACCUAAUGCAAUCAGUUUUCGGGUUUCACGACGCGGAGCGGGUGCGCGCCUUCUGCUACGCAACAACACCAAGUGACAAAUCUAGCUACCGGGCGCAAAUUGAGAAGGAGGCGCCCGUUUUCAGAGAUGUUAGCAGCUGGGCUCCGGAGCGCUUGAUAAAACAAAUCAGCAAUGACGGCAUUCACAUUCUAGUAAACCUCAAUGGUUAUACUCGCGGUGCUAGAAACGAGAUAUUCGCUUCGCGGCCAGCGCCAGUCCAAAUGUCGUUCAUGGGCUUCGCAGGCACCCUCGGGGCCGAAUGGUGCGAUUACAUCCUGGCAGACACUACUGCUAUACCCCCGAGUACCUUGCGCCCGUGGCGCCAGAACCGAACACUGGAAGACGUUUUCCAUGAUGACUCUGAGGCAGAUUCCGGGGAGUGGAUGUACACGGAAAACAUCAUCUUCUGUCGUGAUACAUUUUUCUGCUGCGAUCAUGCCCAAUCAUCACCCGUCACGGAAAGAAGUAUGACUUGGGCUGAUGAGCAAAAUCGACGAUGGUCAAUGCGGAGGGAACUAUUCCCUGAUUUAAAAGACGAUACAAUCAUACUGGCGAAUUUCAAUCAGCUUUAUAAGAUUGACCCGAGUACAUUUAGAUCAUGGCUCAGAAUCCUGGCACAGAUACCAAAUGCGAUACUUUGGCUCCUGCGGUUUCCAGAAGCCGGCGAAGCAAAUCUACGGCGGACGGCAGAGCUAUGGGCUGGCCACGAGGUGGCUAGCCGCUUGGUGUUUACGGAUGUUGCUCAAAAGAGCCAACACAUAUCACGUGCCCGGAUCUGCGACUUAUUCCUCGACACUCCAGAGUGCAAUGCUCAUACUACUGCGGCAGACGUCCUAUGGUCCAGCACGCCACUGCUUACUUAUCCUCGCUACCCGUAUAAAAUGUGCUCUCGCAUGGCAGCUUCUAUCCUGAGGGGUGCAUUGCCCAAGUCACGCGAGGGCCAACGCGCCGCUGAUGAACUAAUCGCCACGUCCGAGAAACUAUAUGAGAAGUCAGCCAUCGAGCUAGCUGCCGGAUUGUCACACUCGCGUACUCCUUCCGGUGAGAUUACGAGUAGUGGUCGACUAGCCGAGAUCCGUAAAUUGCUAUGGCAAAGCAAGUGGACAUGCGGUCUUUUCGACACCCGCCGCUGGGUCCGAGACGUUGAAACUGCGUACGAGGAGGCCUGGAAGCGCUGGGAAAGUGGAGAGGGUGGUGAUAUUUAUUUGUAA
Molecule: messenger RNA, 3354 nt
Organism: Cordyceps fumosorosea ARSEF 2679
Lineage: Eukaryota; Fungi; Ascomycota; Sordariomycetes; Hypocreales; Cordycipitaceae
Product: UDP-N-acetylglucosaminyltransferase
Exons: 4
Coding region: 1-3354 (1117 amino acids)
Biological process (GO): protein O-linked glycosylation
Molecular function (GO): glycosyltransferase activity; protein binding
Source: RefSeq, a predicted model, not a curated record